Daldinia caldariorum is the source of this 1966-nucleotide messenger RNA. RefSeq names its product MFS general substrate transporter. Gene Ontology annotation, biological process: transmembrane transport. Lineage: Eukaryota; Fungi; Ascomycota; Sordariomycetes; Xylariales; Hypoxylaceae. Gene Ontology annotation, molecular function: transmembrane transporter activity. Gene Ontology annotation, cellular component: membrane. The record is from RefSeq and is a predicted model, not a curated record. The transcript is spliced from 10 exons. The coding region runs from base 1 to 1641 and encodes 546 amino acids.
AUGGCGUCCCAAGUCACGGAAUCCCUAGCAGUCGCGGCUACAACUACGGCUACGGCGUCGACUAAGACGGCUGCGCAGCUAAUUGCCGAAACCGGUGUAGACGGGAAGGAAGAGGGAUUAGUGACUUCGUCCGACGGCGAAUCUGGAGGUUCGACUGGUAAUCUGUACUUCCACCAGCAUAUCGAAAAGAAUGGCCAGCAGGUCCUCGUCAGCUGGACGGAAGAAGAGCAGAGGCGUGUCGUCCGUAAGGCGGAUUGCCUGUUUCUUCCUAUAUUCGCCCUCAUGUUCACGUGGAUGGCCAUCGACCGCACCAACGUCUCGGGCGUCCUGACAUCGACCUUUCUGAAGGACACCCACAUGACGCGGGACCAGGCGAACACGGGCGUCUCGCUGCUCUGGUUCGGCAUCGUGCUGCUUGAGAUCCCUUCUAACAUCAUCCUCCACCGCGUGGGCCCGCACUACUGGAUCCCGCUACAGGUCGUGGUCUGGGGCGUGGUCGAGGCCCUGCAGAUGUUCGUGCGGGACGCCGGCGGGUGGUACGCCGCGCGCCUGUUCCUCGGGCUCGCCGAGAGCGGGUUCAUCCCCGGCAGCCUGUACGUGCUCUCGCGCUGGUACACGCAGGACGAGCUCGCGAGCCGCACCACCGUCUUCUUCUUCGGCCCGUCUGUCUCCGCCGCUUUCGGCUCCCUGAUAAGCGCCGGCGCCCUGGGUAUCGAGGGCGAGAGAGGGCUGCAUGGGUGGCAGUGGAUUUUUCUUAUUUGUGGCGUUUCUACGAUAGCCACCGGCCUUAUAGCUUUCACCCUCGUUCCCAAGUCCCCUCACCACACACAUCGUCUUCUAGGCGGCCUAGUCCCCUGGCGCGGAUGGCUCUCUGAGCGCGAAGCAGACGUCUUUGUAGCGAGGAUAAUCAGAGCGGAUCCGACGAAGGGACAAGCUGCUACUAUGAGCAUUAGCCUUAAGGACAUAACGGACGUACUUUUCAGCUGGACUACCUGGCCGUACCUGAUAAUCUGCUUGAGUGGCCUACAAUCCAUCGGCGGGUUAGCGACCUGGGGAGCAACCAUCGUCCAGUCUCUCGGCUUCACGAGUAUCCGUGCGAAUCUGCUCAACGCCCCGGCACCCGUUCUAUCGGCUCUCUUCGCCCUCGCAUUGUCCUGGCUCGUAGACCGGCACAAGCGGUUCGGCCAUACUAUUAUGUUCUCCGCGGUUUGGACCAUGGCCGGGCUGAUAGCUCUUUACAACCUCCCGGUUACUACCGAGGCCUCGUGGUCCUUCUACGCUGCUUACCUCGUGACGGUUGCCGCUCCAGGUUGGCAGCCCUUAAAUGUCACGUGGUUGUCACUGAACCAGAAAACGCCACAGAAACGCGCUAUAGCAUACGCAGUAUAUAUUGGCUGCUCUAACUUGGGCGGGACAUACGGAAACCAAGUAUUCCGAGGAUCCGACGCGCCCCUGUACCGCCGAGCGUGGGCGGCGUGCUUAUCUCUCGGCGCCGUGUGGAUUGCGACGCUCAUCGUCCAAACAUCCCUGUUCAAGCGGUCGAAUCGCCGGUUCGCUAGGAAGAUACGCGACGAGCCGGCUUUGGAGGCGGAGGCACUGUAUACGGAUCGCAAGGGCCGUAAAUACAGGUAUUACUGGUAGAUGGGAAAAUUUAGGACGGUUCAUGCAGAUGGGUAGUUGAAUCUCGACAGAGCGGGAUCCUAGGUUAGGUACUCUUCUUAUUCAUGGGAGUUUCCCGUAAGUACCUACAUAAUAAACACCUCCAUCGCUCUACGAAGUAAGCGGGUAUAACCGCCCAUGAAAUGACAUGUUGUUUAUCCUCAUGCUUAAUCCUCAAAAUUGCAAGCAAAAUCAUUAAAAGCAUUCGUGUAUGAUUCGACGGGUACAAGAAUCAGAAACCCCUCUACUAUAAACCCAACAGCCUAGGCGUAGCAAGUCCUACGUAAACCUCACAUUCAAAUACGAC